Branchiostoma belcheri (Belcher's lancelet) is the source of this 3272-nucleotide messenger RNA. Its product is annotated as angiopoietin-1-like. The record is from RefSeq and is a predicted model, not a curated record. NCBI's taxonomy places the organism in Eukaryota, Metazoa, Chordata, Leptocardii, Amphioxiformes, Branchiostomatidae. The transcript has 6 exons. Bases 62 to 2299 code for a protein of 745 amino acids.
CAUCACCCAACAGAGGCAGCUGUUCUCCAGGCAGGAAAGGAAGGUCAGGCAGCAGGACAGGAUGAUCAGCAGCCACGAGAACAAGAUCCUCCAGAUCAACAUCAAAAACAGCCAGCAGGACAUCUUCUACAGCCAGCAGGAACAAGAGAACCACUUCCAGAGUCGCAUAUUGGAAACUCACAAUGACACCCUGCAAGCAAUCAAUGAGUGGAAUGACCACCAAGAUGAGAUGCUCCGAGACCACAACAGGACUAUUGUGUCAACGUCCUUGAAGAACAUUGCCCAGGACAAGCUGCUCACGAGGCACAUCCAGAAGAUCAUCCAGCACGAGCAGCAGAACAGCCGCCAGGAGAACAUGCUCAGCGACCAUGACAACAAGAUCACCGUCAUCAAGCGUGAGAACGUCGAGCAGGGGCGUCUCCUGGGAAGACACAAUGCGGAAAUAGGAAGAAUGGAGGCAAGGACAGACCAGCACGGCACCAUGCUGAAGGACCACGACAGCUCGAUUAAGGAAGACAAGAAGAUGAUCUCCAAGCAUGAGAACAUGAUUGGGGAGCAUGAGAAGAAGCUGCUCAGGUCAGAGCGAUCAAUGUCUCUGCAAGGAGACAUGCUGCUCCAAGUCAACGGCACCAUCAACAGCCUUCAAGACAAGAACUAUCAGCAGGACAGUGUGCUUUACAAUCACGAAAGGGUCAUCACCGAUGUCAAAUCAAACAGUGACAAGCAGAAGACAACAAUCCGUGACUUCGAGGGCAGGCUGCAGGACCAAGAGAGAGAUGUAGGAAAGAAUUCAGAGGCUCUGAACAAGGUCAACUCUCGAAUCCUCCAGUUCAACCUGCAAAACAGCCAACAGGACAUCGUGCUCAACCAACAUGACAUCAAGAUUGUUGGAGAGGGUGAGAGGAAUGACGCCCAAGAUAAGGCGCUCCAACGUCAUGAUGACAUGCUCCAGAAACAGGAGGAAAUGAUGCAGGCCAUUCGGCUCAAAGAUUCACAGCAAGGCACCUCUAUGGAUGCGUACACAAGUCGACUUGGGAUGCUGCAGCGUGAGAAGAACGAACACGCCAUCUUCUUGGGUCAGUUCAAGACCAAGAUGACGGAGCUUCAGAGGAUGACAUCUGAUCAAGGAGUGCAGAUGGACGAGUACAAGAACAGAGUUGGACAGCUGGAGGACAUGCAGAAGACCACACUGAAGGACCAUGACGACAGGAUCAAAGAGGUUGCUAAAAGGGCAGCAACCGUCAAGAAUAGGGUUGAUGACCUAGACAAGAGAACAUUCGAAAAGGACACAAAACAUGACAUCUUUUUGGACAACUACAGCAAGAAGAUCAACAGCGUGCACGAGAAGACAAAGGUGUUGGAGAGGAUGGAAAAGAAGUCGGAAGUCUUCAUCAACCAUCAUCACCAGAUGCUGUCUGAGCUCGUGGAGAAGUCUGUAGAACUGACAAACAAGACCGUGGACCACGAUGGACAAAUUGCCUACAACCAGAUGAAGACCAACCAACAUGACAAGACGCUUGGCCUCCACGGCAGUCAGAUUACCAGAAUAAGGGAUCGGCUGGAGAAUGCCACCCUGGACUUUGACAUUAAGUACACAGAUCGAGUUCAGGACUGCUCAGACCUUUACAAAAGGGGCUAUGUCCUCAGCACAGAGUACACAAUCCCUGGCUACAAGGACGCGUACUUUGAUGUCCACUCCCUGAAGGUCUUCUGUGACAUGACCAAUGAUGGAGGAGGCUGGACCGUCAUCCAACGUCGUGCCGAUGGCUCCGUGGAUUUCAAUCGCGACUGGAGGGCGUACAGGGACGGUUUCGGUGACAUAAAGGGAGAGUACUGGUUAGGAAAUGCCCACGUCUACCGCCUCACAAACCAGCGUGCGUACAAGCUGCGAAUCGUCAUGACGGACUGGGCAGGAGACCAGAGGUUCUCGGAGUACCAAACCUUCCGGAUUGAGGACGAGAAGGAUUCCUUCCGUGCGCGCAUCGGCCAAGCAAUCUCCAACGUUGUCCCAUCUGGCCACUUCAUCAUGCCAAAUGAAGAGUUCACAACGAAAGAUGUUGACCACGAUUCGUACAGUGGAAACUGCGCUGACUCUCACUCCGGUGGUGGAUGGUACACCAACUGCGGUGUCUCCGGCAAUGUCAAUGGCAGGUACUACAGACCAGGGGAGGUGAACUCAAUUAAUGCAGCCACUGGAAUUUUCUGGUACCACUGGCAUGGCAUGCAAUAUUCCAUGAAGAGUGCAGUCAUGAAGAUCCGACCUGCGGACUUUGAAUGGGAGAUGGCAACAAACCAGUGAAAAACAAAAUGUAGCAAUAGAAAAGAUAGGUCUAAAUACAGCUAUUGAAAUAAGUGCAAGUACAGGUAGAAAGAGUUCAAAUUCGAUAUUACAUUUAUAAUUCUUCUGGUGAUAAGCUUCAUUAAGCAAUCUUACCUGACCUGAGACAUACCUUGUGUCAGGCCAUUCAUAGUCAACAUGGGCUUAAGAAUAAACUAGUGGCAUAACUAAAGAUGGCUCAUCCCUCCUUUGAAAGACUCAAGCUCUGUCACCUUGUGUUACACCCUAGAGAGGCACAGGCAAGUUCCUGUUUAGACUAGUCUUCACGUCAGAAGCCAUGUUUCUGGUCCUUUUUGACUGAUCAUCUGGCAUAGGUCACAAAAGUGGCUCAAUGUUGAUCUAUUAAGACAUCCAAAGACAUGGCUCAGGUCCUGACUUGAAUCGGGACGUGACCAAAGUCACAACAUGUGGGCAAAAACUUUCCUCUCAACUUACUAGAACUGCUGACUGUGCAGUUUCAAGAAAUCAUUAUGGGGUCUAAUGUAUAGAAAUGGAUCCUACAUGUACAACUGUGCCUUAAUGCUAGUGGUCUGUAGAAAUGAGUCCCUUCAAUUUAAUUUCAUGAGUGGAUAGCAUACUAAAUUUGGGGAUGUUUUGGUCGUUGUCUAAUCAUACAGGGAGUAUGCAAGAAAGAAGAUUUUUAUCACAUUCUGGAAAAUGUGGAGUUCAAAUUUGCAGUCAGGGAGCCAAUGAAUGUUUUAGUAUUUGUCCUGUUGCAUAGGAAAGCAGUAGUAUCGCUUUUACUAUCAUAAAAUGUGCUAUCAAAAUAACUGAUUUUAUCCAUACAACAAAACAUAGGUAUACCUACUGAUUUGCAUAGGCAUUUGAGUCUGUACAUCAUAUUAUAGAAAUUACUAAGUUUCAUAUUACUAAUUACUGAUUGUGGAAGUUGUAAUUGAAGGGUAACUUGCUAAUAAAAUUAAAGUAAACUUGA